Papaver somniferum (opium poppy) is the source of this 2208-nucleotide messenger RNA. RefSeq lists its product as uncharacterized. The transcript has 2 exons. The record is from RefSeq and is a predicted model, not a curated record. Lineage: Eukaryota; Viridiplantae; Streptophyta; Magnoliopsida; Ranunculales; Papaveraceae. The coding region runs from base 79 to 519 and encodes 146 amino acids.
AAUGAACAAAACUCUGGCCAGCAAUCAGAUUCGGAUGAUGAACAGGAUCCACCAUCCCCUCCAUAUUUCCCCUAUGACAUGGAUCGAUUUGGUGAAUUCUUGGACCCCAACAACCGGAAUGUACCUCCACCAACAGAUGAGACUAGUGACAUCCAUGGAGAGAGUGCAGUGGUUUCAAGUAACGAGGACAAUGAGCUGGUUGCUGAUGCUGUUGAACUAGCAAACUCAAGUGAUAUUUCAGUCGAGCGACAGUCAGAGAAUCUAUUUUCUACACUUUUCCAUUCCGACUGCUUUGAAGACUUCAACAAUAACAUGAGCGACUAUUUGUAUUUUAAAAACGAUAUGCCAAGUUCCGAUGGAUCUCAACAAACAAAUGUCAGAGAUGCUGCUACUGAUAACAUUGCCAGCGUUGCAGUUCUGAAUAACGGGGUCAGCAGUGUUACUGAUGAUAAUGUUUCUAAAGAGUACAGUUUCUUACGCAGAAUCCUUCAGACAGCAAUGAUUCAGAUGAUUGGAUAAAAAGCUUACUUCUCACUCUCCAUUAGUUUUGGUAUCCAAGCAUCUACAAAUGUGAAGCAUACACAAGGGAUCAUAUUGUUCUGUUGUCCAUCUGCAACCCCAACUUUGAUAAAAAAAACAAUAUCAGCGCUCAAUGAACGAAUUGAGUUUCAUAUGAAUUUGGAUUUGUUGUAGGUUCACCAAAUUAAGAACCCAUAAAUUUGAUCUUUAAUGCUCAAUGCUCAUCUUCUUCUCUUGUACUGUAUAAUUUUUUUUUGGGUUCCUACUUGAUAACUGAACUAUCAUACGGAAUUCAAACGGUGCAUCAGGCUAGUACCCUGCAGUUCCAACUCCAGUUACCAGCACCAGCUACCUCCACACAGCACCGACAAUCCAUGGCUUGCGGAAACUCCAGUUCAGCUAACUGACACCAGCAUAUCCACCAAAUGUGACCUGCAACUGAUUCAACUUAGCUCCAGUCCAUCUUUGCAGUCUUCGCAGCUACAUAGUAGCAUCACCUGUAGCUUCAUCCUGCAAUACCUUCACCAUCUCAUAAUCCAACACAAGCUUCCACCUGCAACAGCAGACUCCUCCACUUCUUCAUAUCAUGUUCUUGACACCAGUAGUACCCCAUGUCUCAAACCUGUUCAUCCUUUCCAUUCCUUCAUUGCAGAACAAUUUCAAACCCAUUCCGUUAAUUCAGCCAUAGAACUCAAUUUUCCCAUUGUUCUUCCAUCGGCAUCAAGAUUCAGUGGCACCAGUACUACAAUCUUCUAAUUCUCAGCUAACCCAUUUCCUCGUUUCCUCGGCAUCAGAACUUCAGCUGCAACUUAACCGUUAUUCCCAUCUCAUCGGCACCACCAGCUUCAGUUCAUUGUUACAACUCAAACAAACCCAUAAUUGCAACCACCAUUUCAAAUCAUCACAACCCAUUCUGCCUUGUUCUCAACUCAUUCUUUUGUAGCUUCAAUUCAUUCUAGUCCUCCAGCUGACAGUUCCAGCACCAUUGCAAUCUCAGUACCACCAUCAGUUCCAUGGCAACCUGCAAAACUGUUCACAUACAGCACUGUCACUCAGCUGUAGCUUCUCUUCUGCCUUACAGCACUACCCUUGAUUCACUAGAAUUAUCAUUUCCUUCUUUGUCUUCUCAGCUACUCGGCACCAGCUUGCAUCUGUUCCCAGCAGAACCACAGCAACUGAUACUCCUUCUUCCCUGCAAGCUCAACUGCGACAACACACAUAACUCCUCCUUGCUCUAGCCAUCUCUAUAACUCCAUCCACCACCUGCAUUCUAACACAAACCCAUAUUCUCAAUGCGUUUCAAACAUUCAAACAAGCCUCAAACUCCACCAUCUUCAGAUUUGAGCAAUUUCAGUUCAAUCUCAACCCCAGAUUCAAAACCCUAACUUCAUUAACAACAACAGCAACAGUAGCAACUGUAAUUCUCCUUCCUCUUGUGUUCUUGAUCGUAACAGAUGCAAAACCCUCUUUCAAUUCUCGAAUCUCUGUAACUCUCCACUGAUUUUAUCACCCAAUUUCAGAAAUCCAUCAUAAACUCUCGAUCUGUAGCAGCAGCAGUAACAUAUCCUCUCUAUCUCAGAUCAAUAUUCACCAGCACUUAUUUCCUCUGUCGAUGAUCAUCACAAUCUUACCAGACUCUCUUCAAUCUCCCCUGAAUUUCAUCUCUCUAACUCUCUUACAGCAGCCGCA